AUGGCAACAAACUGUGAAGCAAUCAUGCACACUCACCGUCGAUUAAAUAUUCAACGUAAAAUAGAAGAAAACAACCUUACUGAAGAUCAUUUGCUAAAGUUAAAACUCUAUCGACAUCGUCGAGAAAUGUUUCAUCACAAGAUGAAUCUUCACGGAAAGAACAGUGGUUAUGUUCAACGUGACGAUAUGGACGAGCAGCAAAAAAUAAUCAAAUCAAACUGUGUUAUGCGUAUGAAAACUCAACUACAACUAUUGAAUAUCUCGACACAAACGCAAAAACGUCUACUAGAUCAAGUAGCCAUACAUAAUAAACAAAGAACCCAUCAACUCCCAUCGAUUACUAAUCCAAGUGGUAUCAAUGAAAUGAAAAACUGUCUCGAACGUUUGUCUCUCUAUCGAAGGGAUGAAAAGCGUUCUCAAAUGUAUCUCAACCAGCAAAUAUUGAACGAACAUGAAAAUCAAAGAGAGCAUAAUGAACGAAAAAUGAUUCUUCUCAAACAAUUCGACGAGCUGAAACAUACCAUCGAGGAUCCUCAUUCUACUCUUUCGACACUAGCAGCUCUCUCUCGAGCGCUUCUUCAUUUAGAGUCUGGAAUGAAAUGA
Messenger RNA from Adineta ricciae, 603 nucleotides. Lineage: Eukaryota; Metazoa; Rotifera; Eurotatoria; Adinetida; Adinetidae. The record is from the annotation of a GenBank genome assembly.